Messenger RNA from Vanessa atalanta (red admiral), 930 nucleotides. Its product is annotated as 15-hydroxyprostaglandin dehydrogenase [NAD(+)]-like. Lineage: Eukaryota; Metazoa; Arthropoda; Insecta; Lepidoptera; Nymphalidae. Gene Ontology annotation, cellular component: cytoplasm. The record is from RefSeq and is a predicted model, not a curated record. Bases 39 to 794 code for a protein of 251 amino acids. The transcript has a single exon. Gene Ontology annotation, molecular function: oxidoreductase activity, acting on the CH-OH group of donors, NAD or NADP as acceptor.
UUUCAAAUCAGUACGUUGUUGCUUUUAACACGGUCAACAUGGAUCGAGAGGUUAUGGGAAAAAUUGUCGCUGUAACAGGCUCAGCGGAGGGCUUAGGACUAGCUAUGGUGAAUAGCUUUCUGGAACAAGGAGCGAAAUUAGCGAUCCUCCUCGAUUUAAAUGAAGAGAAAGGAAAAGAAUCAUUGAAAACUUUGAAAGAGAAAUACGGAGACGAUAGAGCGGUUUUUUACAAAUGCAAUGUUUUAAGUGAUUUGAAUGAAGUAUAUGAAAAAAUUAUAAAUAAUCAUAAAUAUGUUGAUAUCCUUGUCAACAACGCUGGUGUUCUAGAUGAGAAAAACAUUAAGAAAACGAUGAAUAUAAAUGCAAUAGCCGUGAUGGAGUGGACGAUGAAGUUUUACGAGAACAUGAGAUUAGACAAAGGUGGUCGAGGUGGUACCAUCAUAAACGUGUCUUCGGUAUUCGGUUACAGGAUAACAGCCUACAUACCAUUCUAUCACGCUUCAAAGUACGCGGUACUCGGAUUCUCGAAAUCCUUAGGUCAUGAGACCAACUUCAAAAAAGGGGGCGUUCGUGUGAUUACGCUGUGUCCAGGACUAACAUUUACAAGUAUGGCUAACAAUCCAAAUGUAUGGGAGGAUGAAACGUUAGACGUAUUCCUUGAAGACGUGAAAUCUUAUGAUUGGCAGCAUCCUAAAGAUAUCGGUGAUGGUACGGUAGAAAUAUUCAGAAAAGCUGAUAGUGGUACUGCCUGGCUUGUGGAAGGUUCUAGACCGGCUGAAAAGAUAGACAUUUAAGUAUAAACAGUGAAGUUAGAUAUUCAGACACGAUUUUUAAGAGUUUUUAUACGUAUUAUGUAUAUGUGUGUUUUUCAAUUAGUUUAUUUUGAAAUCAAGUGAGUCUUAUGUUUAUUAAAUAUAACGUUUUUAUCGU